This is a messenger RNA of Bufo bufo (common toad), 2242 nucleotides long. RefSeq names its product tudor and KH domain containing (gene TDRKH). Bases 137 to 2152 code for a protein of 671 amino acids. Gene Ontology annotation, biological process: spermatogenesis. The record is from RefSeq and is a predicted model, not a curated record. Gene Ontology annotation, molecular function: RNA binding. NCBI's taxonomy places the organism in Eukaryota, Metazoa, Chordata, Amphibia, Anura, Bufonidae. The transcript has 14 exons.
UCAGCACCUCCCAGGCAGAGAGUUCAGAAGUGCAGCACCCCGGCAUGGGGCGGUCCCAGAGCUGGAGGGGGCGGCGAUAAAUACGGAGCAGAGGGAGAGCCCGCCCCUUUCCGAGCUGGGCCGUGCUGAGAGCAGUAUGGAGCGGUGGAGCAGCCUCAGCACCGGACAGAAGGUCGCCAUGACUGUGGGAGUGUCGGCUGGAGCGGCUCUGCUGUAUGUGUGUUACUCCAGAUACCGGACAGCUCCGCGCCGCGGAGAGGACGAGCUACGUAUGACCAUCCCCCGACACGCCGCCGAGCUCAUUAUAGGGCCAGACGGCGCCAUCCUUGGCCAGCUGAAGACACAAAGCCAUGCCCACAUUGCGGUGACGGCGGAUGGCGGCGGUGACCGCCAGCUGACCCUCCAGGGCAGCCCCUCACAGGUGCGCCAGACCCAGCAGCUGCUGCACAGGAUCCUGCAGGACGGAGCCGCUCUGCGGGUGAAGCUCCCGUUCCCUGCCAGCUCCAUGGGCCGCAUCAUAGGAAAAGGGGGCGAGCGAAUCCGGGAAAUUAGCAGGACUUCUGGAGCCCAUAUUGACUGCGAGCGCCGGGCGGAGAGCAGCACGCCGACCAGAUGUAUCACCGUCUCCGGCACCCGCCAGCAGGUGGAGGCGGCCAAGACCCUCCUCCAGAAGGCAGCCGAGGAGGAGGCCGCCGUCCAGCGCAGAGCCGCCGAGUCCUCCACCUUCCGAUCCUGCAGGAAAGAGAUCAUUGCUGUGAAGAAGAGAGAAAGAGAGCGCCCCCCAGAGGAUGAGGAGACCAGGCUGCGUCCCAGGGAAGCCCUCCGCACCACGGAGGACAUACCCCCAGAAGAUAAGACGGCGACCCAGGAAAACAUGGCCGACUGCACCUACAACAUCUGCAAGUUCGAAGUCCCCAGCCCCGACUUCAGCUUCCACGCAGACGAGUACGUGGACGUCUAUGUGUCGGCCGUGGAGAACCCCGAACACUUCUGGAUACAGAUCCUGGGCUCCCGCUCCUCACAGCUGGACAAGCUGACCACUGAGAUGAGUGACCACUACCAGAGGCAGAGGAGGGGGGCGGAGCCGGAGAUCCAGGUGGGCGACAUAGUGGCCGCCCUCUUUCACACUGACAGGAUCUGGUACCGGGCUGAGGUUCUCGGCUUCCUGAAGAACGGAAAUGUGGAUCUGUAUUACGUGGACUAUGGCGACAACUGGGCCACGGCGAGGGAGAACCUGUUCCCGCUUCGGAGUGACUUCCUGAGUCUCCCGUUCCAGGCCAUAGAAUGCUGCCUCUCUGGUGUGGCCCCCUGUGGAGGCUCGUGGUCGGAAAAGGCUCUGGACACUUUCGACGCUUUAUCGCACUGCGCUGAAUGGAAGCCGCUGCUUGCCAAGAUCUCCAGCUUUCCUUCUGCCGGGGUGUCCCGCUGCUUCCAGAUCCAGCUGUAUGACCCAUCCAGGGACCCGAUGCUGGACAUCGGUCUGGAGCUGAUCCGCCAGGGCUAUGCUACCGAGCGCACCAUGAGCCCCACGAAAACUGAUGAGGAUGGAUCUCGGGUGUCUCGACUCCUGGACGAAGUCACCAGCCUGUCUGUGAGGUCAGAACCUGGUAGCUUAUCCAGCCGGCAGGAGGACAGGCGCCGGGCAUCGGAUGGGUCUAUUGAAAUGGUACGAGCUGACGUGGACCCUAGCCUGGACCACCAGCAGAGCACCAUCUCCACCCCCACAUCCUGCCAGAAGUCUGCAGAGGAUGUGGACCGCCUGGAACAGAGCUUCUCUGACAUCCGCCUCGGAGACCAUCCUCCGAUGGCCACCUCUAGUCCGUCCACCGACCCCUCUUCCCAGAACACCAGCUGCUCUACCGUGUCCUCAGAGUCCUCGGGGGAGGCGUCUAGCUCCACCUGCACCGCCUCCGAGGGACAGAGCUGUGUGUCCUCCUCCCUGGAGGACAGCAGCAUCUACUCCCCCCGUGGCUGCUUCUACUACCUGACUGAAGAGGUGUCCGCCAGCUCCUCCGGAGACGUCAUCACCAUCAGCUCCGACAGCGAGGAAGAUACCGGCCAGCCGAGGACGGGCGUGAAAAAGGCGGCGAUAGAUUCUGACGUGUUCCUGAGCUCCAGCAGUGAUCUCAUUGUCAUAGAAGAUGAGCCCUGAGCGGUGGCGCCCCCUCUGGCUGUAUUUUGCACUUUCCAUGUUUACCAGUUGAAUAUAUUGUCUGUAUUAAAGGUUUCUUUGUUCAUUUAG